Molecule: messenger RNA, 1754 nt
Organism: Drosophila grimshawi
Lineage: Eukaryota; Metazoa; Arthropoda; Insecta; Diptera; Drosophilidae
Gene: Ctr1A
Product: high affinity copper uptake protein 1
Exons: 6
Coding region: 248-943 (231 amino acids)
Biological process (GO): copper ion transmembrane transport
Cellular component (GO): membrane
Molecular function (GO): copper ion transmembrane transporter activity
Source: RefSeq, a predicted model, not a curated record
UGCGAACAAGUUGUCUGCGAACGGACGUGCGCAUUUUAGUUUCUCAUUGCUUUGAUAUCAAUACGGCAAAACGAACUUUGCACACAUUCCCUUUUGAGUAUAUAUAAGUAUAUAGAUAUAUAUACCGGCUUAUUAUCCGUUCGUAGUAUUUGUAUUCGCAGGCGCAGCCGUCAAGUGCAAUAAAGUAAUACAAAAGCGGCCCCAGAUCGUAGCACUUGGAAGAGUAAAAGAGAAGAAGAAAAACAAAAUGGACGCACAUGCACAUCACAGCGCACCCAGUAUUGGUGUUGAACUGAUAGACCAUUCCAUGCAUGGACACGAUCACGCCGGCAUGCAUCACGAUCACGCUCACAUGGCGCCAAUGGAUACGACAACGCUCAGUCCGCCGCUGGAGACGUCUCACGGUGAUAUGGGAAUGGGCGGGCAUUCGUCGCAUCAUCAUGGCAGUGGCGGCACCGGACACGGCAUGGAGCACAUGAUGUCCAUGGCGUUCCACUUUGGCUAUGAUGAGACAAUACUGUUCUCCUGGUGGCACAUUGAGACGGUCGCUGGUCUCAUUGGCUCCAUGAUUGCCAUCUUUCUGCUGGCGCUGCUCUACGAGGGUCUCAAAUACUAUCGCGAGUAUCUGUUCUGGAAAACGUACAAUCUGCUCGAGUAUCGACCGGUGACGGGACCACAGCGCAAUCCGGAGGCACCACGACUACCCCCACCAUCCGCUGCAGCAGCCCCCUCGCCCGUGCAACCCACGAUGCUGUCCAUUAACCAUCUGUAUCAGACGCUGCUGCAAGUACUCCAGGUGACGCUCUCCUUCCUGCUGAUGUUGAUCUUCAUGACCUACAACGUGUGGCUCUGUAUGAUGGUCGUGCUGGGCUCCGGUGUCGGUUACUUUCUAUUCUGCUGGAAAAAAUCGGUCAUUGUGGAUGUGACGGAGCAUUGCCACUAGCAGCGGACCACGGCCAGGACCAGGACCACAACCACGACCAGCCACAAUCCAGCGAUCCACUCCAGCCAGCGCUGUCUCACCUCUGAUGCUACACCCUGAUAAGCUGGCGAUCUACCAGGCACAAUUUCGGUUUACAGCCUGAUACCUAAAUUGUCCGCUGCCCUAUUUUCUCGAAAUGUCUCCCUUACACACACACACACAUACAAACACACAUGCUCCCAUUCACACACACACACACACACAUACACACACCAAGACAUACCCAAAAUACGCAUACAUAUUACAUACAUUUUUAGGUAUUAAAAUAUAUAUAUAUACAUUUUUUUUUAUCCGUGCUGAAUGAUCGGGCAACGCAUUUGCCAGCACUACAACUUUUAUAACUGUGAAUUUAAAAAAAAAAAAAUUUAAAAACUAUACACAACGCAAAAAAAAAAUACAAGUAGUUGCUUUGGGUACUCCUUUUUUUACCAAGCAACUUUUGAGGAUAAGUUGAAAGUGCAAAAGCAAUAAUUUUUCCAAAAUUAUUGUUUAAAGUUGCCCAGCAAAAUAUUGUAAAAAUUUUAAAAAAACAAAAAAUUAGAAAACAGAAAACAAACAGCGAAUCAUUUGUUAUUAGUACUCAAUGUAAGUUAGUGAAAAUUUUCUCAAUUGCUCAAUGCUGAUUACUUACUUUUGUUUUCCUUUGGUUUUCCUCAUACUUUGUUUUUACAAAAUAUUUACACAUCAUCUUUAUAAUUAUGCUUACACUUAUUAUACACAAUCAAUCUGUUUAUAAAAUUAAAUGUUUGUAAAAUAUUCAAAUAACUUUUCA